This is a messenger RNA of Neoarius graeffei (lesser salmon catfish), 2749 nucleotides long. RefSeq names its product tripartite motif-containing protein 16-like. Gene Ontology annotation, molecular function: protein binding; zinc ion binding. The record is from RefSeq and is a predicted model, not a curated record. The transcript has 6 exons. Lineage: Eukaryota; Metazoa; Chordata; Actinopteri; Siluriformes; Ariidae. The coding region runs from base 41 to 1774 and encodes 577 amino acids.
CUCUCUCUCUCUCUCUCUCUCAUUGUGUGAGUUCAGGAAAAUGGCCGAGGCCAGUAUUUCAGUAGAUCAGCUUUCAGUGGACCAGUUCCUCUGUUCAGUGUGUCUGGAUCUACUGAAGGAUCCAGUGGCGAUCCCCUGUGGUCACAGUUUCUGUAAGGUGUGUAUUAAUGACUGCUGGGAUCAGGAUGAGAAGAGCGGAGUUUAUCGCUGUCCUCAGUGCAGAGACACUUUCACUCCAAGGCCUGUUCUAUGCAGAAACAACAUGCUGUCUGAAGUGGUGGAGAAACUGAAGAAGAAGACCGAAGUCCAAGCUGCUUCUCCUGCUCACUGUUACGCUGGACCUGGAGAUGUGGAGUGUGAUUUCUGUACCGGGAGAAAACACAAAGCCGUCAGGUCCUGCCUGAUGUGUCUGGCCUCCUUUUGUGAAACUCAUCUGAAACCUCACUAUGAAGUUCCUUCCUGGAAAAAGCACAAGUUAGUCGAAGCUUCUGGAAAUCUACAAGAGAUGAUCUGCUCUCAGCAUGAUAAAGUGCUGGAGAUCUACUGUCGUACUGACCAAAGCUUCAUCUGUUAUCUCUGUACGAUGCAUGAACACAGAGGUCAUGACACAGUCGCAGCUGUAGCGGAAAGAACUGAAAAACAGAGUGAGUUAAAGGAGGAGCAGAUGAAAUCCCAGCAGAGAAUCCAGGAGAAGCAGAAGAAGGUGCAGGAGCUGAAACAGGCUGUGAACACUAUAAAGCGCAGUGCACAGACAGCAGUGGAGGACAGUGAGAGGAUCUUUACUGAGCUGAUCAGCUCCAUGGAGAAAAAGCGCUGGGAGGUGACGGAGCUGAUCAGAGAUCAGGAGAAGGCUGAACUGAGUCGAGCUGAACGACUCCUGGAGCAACUGGAGCAGGAGAUUGCUGAUCUUCAGAGGAGAGUCACUGAGCUGGAGCAGCUUUCACACACACACGAUCACAUCCAUUUCCUCCAGGUAACACACACACACACACACACACACACACACACACACACACCUAGUUUCCAGUCUCUCUGUGUCUCUUCUGGACGUGAGGACUCACCCAGCAUCACUGUCAAUCAACAUCUCUCAUUUGAUGGAGUGAGGAAAUCUCUCUCUGAUCUGAAAAAGAGACUCGAGGAAUUCUGCCAGGAGGAAUUCAUCAAAAUCCCUGAACAUGCUGCAGCAGUUCAGAUGAUUUUACCCUCAGAACCAAAGAGCAGAGAAGAUUUUCUGCACUAUUUCUGUGAUCUUACUCUGGAUCCCAACACAGUAAAUUAUCACCUCAUUCUGUCUGAGAAGAACAGAGUGGUGACGCGCAGUGAGAGAAAUCAGCCGUACUCUGAUCAUCCAGAGAGAUUUGACUCCUACAGUCAGGUGUUGUGUAAGGAGAGAGUGUGUGGACGCUGUUACUGGGAGGUGGAGUGGAGCAGUGAGGGAUGUGUGGACAUAUCAGUCUCAUAUAAAGACAUCAGAAGGAAAGGAGGGGGUAAUGAGUGUUGGUUUGGACGCAACAAUCAGUCCUGGAGUCUGUACUGUUCUUCUUCUUCUUCUCUCUCUUUCUAUCACAACAGCAUUAAGACUGAUCUCAGAGUUCCAUCCCCCUCCAGAAUAGGAGUGUAUGUGGAUCACAGUGCAGGAACUCUGUCCUUCUACAGCGUCUCUGACACGAUGAAGCUCCUCCACAGAGUCCACACCACAUUCACUCAGACUCUAUACGCUGGGUUCAAUUUACCUUAUUGGGGAUCAACUGUGAGAUUGUGUGAUCCAAAAUAAAAUAUUAAAUGAUUUGAUGUUUUUAAAAUUAAGAUGAACAGCUUUACUUUUAUAUAGAGAGUUUAAGUCCAAUAAAGAUGGAACAUGAGGAAAGUCUUUUACAGACCCUCCAGGAUUUCGCGAUGUUGCGAUUUGCAACUUCAACGCAAAUUCAACCAAUCCCCGCGAAUUCAGGGCGGGGCUGCAAUUAUAUCCAAUCACCGCAACUUUCUCACAAAUUUGACCAAUCGUUGGCGUCGUCUUGAGGUGACGUCGACAAACUACCUUCCGCCUUACUUCCGUGUUUCCGUUCAAGAGAAGCAGCAUGUGCGCAGUGUUGCCAGAUUGGGUGUUUUUAAGUGUAUUUUGGCGGGUUUUGAACAUAUUUUGGGCUGGAAAACGUCAGCAACGCUGAAAGUGUGUUAUGUUUACAGUGAAGGACUGGGUGCACUUUACAUUAUUUUUUUUACUUAAUACAAGAAAUUAAUGGAUGCCAACAUUUUUGCCAAAAUGGUAUUUUAUUUUCCAUUGUUUCGGCAGCUUCAGCAUCAUACUGUGAGAUUCUGUUCAAAUUGUUUUUUUCUUCUAUGAAGCCUGAGCCAUUUAUUUUAUUAGUUUAUAAUCAUUGUUUAAUUUAGUCUUCAGGAGAGACUGCCUGCACACAGUCAGGGGCGCCGCCAGAAAUUUUGGGCCCCAUGAAAGAUUAGAAUUUUGGGCCCCCCAACUUUGCCCACCCUCGUCACAAUUGCACUAUUGUCAUUAUUUGACUUUUGAUAGCCCAUGGACCUUGAGUUGGUGACUUUGUUAUUACAUUUUAUGUAUUAACCUACCAGGGACUAGAUGAAAACUGGUCAGUGACUAAUUCUGGUGCAUUUACAAUCACAAAUGAAAAUUCAAGAUUUUGCCACAUGCCUUCUUGUGCUAGGACAAUUGGUAGUGAAAUGUGUGAUGUGGCUGCUAAUAAAUCAUAGAAAAAGUUUUCUACCCAGUGUCAAA